Messenger RNA from Klebsormidium nitens, 2530 nucleotides. The record is from the annotation of a GenBank genome assembly. NCBI's taxonomy places the organism in Eukaryota, Viridiplantae, Streptophyta, Klebsormidiophyceae, Klebsormidiales, Klebsormidiaceae.
ACGAGUCACUGCAUUGAGAUCUGGAUCUGUCUUGUCAAUGUCAAGGUCACUCUUCAAUUCCUCUCAAGAACGAAACCACUUUCCUAAAUUACUUUUUGCUCUUGUUCUUCUUGCGCGGCACGUCUUACGGAAACCUGACCGCAGUGCAAAGAGGGCGCCGCACAUGCCUUUGACAGCAAGUCCCCUCCAAAGCUGAGCUGACGGAUUACUACAUUGUUGACUACGUUGGCAGCAGCUCUUGAUAAUUCUCCUAUGUGCAGCCCUGUUCAAAGCACUUCCUCCACCCUAUAGGCUUUGCACUAAGAGGGUACCAGAUUGCAGCAUGAACUUCUGCUCUGAGGUCACUUGACAUGUCUUCUGAACAUGUCCCGGAAGAAAGUUGCAAGAGCAGCUAUGACAGCAGCAUGGGAUGGCGAGCGGAGGUACACCCGUGCGUGGUACUUGAUGCUGGCAGCGACGGCCUCAUUUCUGCUGCUGACAGGGGGCUUCAUUUGGGGCAGAAUCUCUGGAGUAAGCACGUUGCAGCUCAUCCAGACUCAAGUCAGAGUGAUCCACCAAACAGGCGUCUUACCAGAGGAUGAUUUUCACUUCAAGCGGGGAUCACUUGGAAGCUCGACUCAGGAAAGUGCAGUAGGAAGGGCAGCCAGCACAGUUGGUGGGAGUGAAGGGGUGUUUGAUAGAGAUAAGAUUGUUGCAGAGCAGGGCGAAAGAGAGGACAUUUUGUGGCCCUCUGAUAGGAAAACGUCUCAGGAGGAGUCUGGAGGAAAGGGAUGGGUAGAAAAAAGCGAGACGGUUAAGUAUCUGGCAAACCGGGAACUCGAAGGUGGAAGUGCGAGGGAAACGGAGAGCUUGAGGGAAGGAAAUGGGAUCUCAAUUGGUGCAGAAACAGAGAACAGCUGGAUUCAAGGAAGAGGGAUGGUAUUGGGGGCGGACGGCUUCCCAACGGCAGAGUGGAAGUGGGAAACGAUGCCAGUGCCAGAGGGAUUUCACAACCCUGACGCAGAACUGCCCGUCAAUUCUCCCCCGGAUCUGUGGGACAUCCCUCCAGACGAGGGCUGGCGAGCGUGCGAUGAACGGCCUGGGGACCACAUCGGUUUGCCUGAGGGGGGGUCGCAGGGUUACAUCAGCGCAGAGCUCGACGGGGGGCUGUGCCAGCAGAUUCUGGAGAUGUGCGACGCCGUGGCUCUGGCGCGGAUCUUGAACGCCACGCUGGUGCUUCCCGACCUCAAGUACGACCUGUUCUGGAAGGACAGCACGCGCAUGUCCGAGGUAAUCGACGUCGACUAUUUCCGGAAGACGCUGGAGGCUGACGUCAGGAUCGUCACCCGGGAGGAGCUACCCGCGGGGUUGCAGGAGAAGGACACGUGGCAAGUGGCCAAGAAAACAUAUCUUGGCACGCCGGAGGAGUACCGCAGCUUUGCGCCGCUCCUCUCGCCCGCCAACGUGCUCUUCUUCCGCUACCCGUUCUUCGAGCCCCUCGCGCACCAGCUGACGCCCCGCCUCGACAAGCUGCGGUGCCGCACCAAGUACCGCGCGCUGCGCUUUGCGCCAGACGUGCUGGCGGUGGGGGACCGGGUCAUGAGCCGCAUGAGGGCCGAGGGGGACGGGCGCUUCCUUGCGCUGCAUUUGCGCUUUGAGGAGGAUCGAGUUGCGGCAUCUUGGUGCGACUACGGCCAGACCCCGGAGGAGGAAGCCCGGCUGGAGCGGAUCCGCGGAGAGCGCGACUGGCGCCCCGCCUGGCAGGGCAUCGCCAAUGUAACGACGGAGGAGCAAAAGUGGGCGGGGGGCUGGUGCCCGGCGUCCCCGGGGAUGGUGGCCAAGUGGCUGAGAGCGCUCGGGUACGGACCUGAGACGGCGGUUUACAUUGCCGCCGGCGAAGUGUGGAAGAGCCACGUGCACAUGGCGUCGUUCAAGGCGCUGUUCCCACGUGUCUUCACGAAGGAGGCGCUCUUCACGCCGGAAGACGCCACGUGGCUCAAGGGCAAGAGCAACUUGCUCGCAGCAGUGGAUGCACACGUUAUGGUGAACGCGCCAGUGGCGGCGAUCACUCUGUGGGGACAGAUGACAUGGUACGUGGUGGGUCACCGGGCGUGGUUAGGGCACAAGAAGCGGGUUACCAUCCCGCUUUGGCGGCUGCCCGGGCUGGAUGACGAGGGCUGGGAAUCGUACCAGAGCGAGUUGCGGAAGUGGGACUUUUACGGGGCUCCGCGGAAUCGAACAGCAGAGCCUUUUGCGGUUCCAAUAUACGGGAAUCCGGUUCCCAACUGCAUGUGCCAACCGGAGGGGGGUCCGCUGCCGUUCAAUAGUCGAACGUGCAAAUCGGAUGCCUAUAAAUGUGUUGAUGAAAGGUAGUGGCACCGCUCAGCUGGACCGGUUGCAGAAGCUUGCGGAGCUCAGUAACGCGGGCUGCAAAGCUAUCUUAGCUUGUCGUAUACUGUUCUCACACUGACUGUUCUAACAUACUGAAAUUGCUUAGAAGGACUUGUUAACCUGGAUUUGUGCAUUGUGAAUUGUAGCACGUGGCGCCUGG